AUGAUCACAUUUCCAGCACUCGUGUUCCUGGUUUUUCUAAGUGCAUCUGCUUAUGGAGAUAUAUGCAACCUUAACAAUGAAAUGAUCGAUGAGGUCGGAAAGACGUUUCUUAGGAUGCACAACAAGUUUCGUCCUUGGUUGCUAGGGGGAAACGCCUCAGGUAAGCUUGGUGGUUUUGUACAAAAAGCCGCAAAAAUGAUGAAAAUGGGGACAGUGCUAAGGAAAAAAGUAUGAUGAGCAACUGGUUAGACCAAUGUCAGCGGGGACGCUCUUCUAUCGAGGAUGUUGGAGAGAACAUUUACAUGACGACGAAAACAAAGGAAACAUGACGGUGUCUGCAAUAAAGAGCACCACUGCAUGGUUCGCAACAUUGGUCACGCAGUAAACAAACAAACAAUCAAACAAACAAUUAUUGUUCUGUCUAUGAUUCGGAUUGAUUAA
This is a messenger RNA of Haemonchus placei, 441 nucleotides long. Lineage: Eukaryota; Metazoa; Nematoda; Chromadorea; Rhabditida; Trichostrongylidae. The record is from the annotation of a GenBank genome assembly.